GCCACAUGAUGUUGAAAGAUCCUCAUUUGACAACUCGACAGCCUUUCCACCACCUGGUGCAGAAGAAACCACCUGUCCCCCCUGCAGUGUGGCCUUGUGCAGCGAGAGGUAUGUUCAUUCAAACUCAGGACACACCAAACCCAAAUAGCUUGAAGUUUAUCCCAGGGAAGGAAGUGCUGGAGUCAAGGACUAUGGAGUUUUCCACACCAGCUGCAGCAUUUUGCUCACCUCUUGCAAGACAGUUAUUCAGGAUUGAAGGAGUGAAAAGUGUUUUCUUUGGGCCAGAUUUUAUCACAAUCACCAAGGAAAGCGAAGACCUGGACUGGAACUUGCUGAAACCAGAUAUUUAUGCAGUGAUAAUGGAUUUCUUUGCCUCUGGCUUACCUGUGGUUACUGAGGAGGCACCCAGGACAGACACAGCUGCUUCAGAAGAAGAUGAUGAAGUUGUGCUGAUGAUUAAGGAGCUGCUGGAUACAAGGAUAAGGCCAACAGUGCAGGAAGAUGGUGGAGAUGUUAUCUAUAAGGGCUUUGAGGAUGGGAUUGUGCAGCUGAAGCUGCAGGGCUCCUGCACCAGCUGUCCCAGCUCCAUCAUCACCCUGAAGAAUGGGAUCCAGAACAUGCUCCAGUUCUACAUCCCCGAGGUCGAGGGCGUGGAACAGGUUGUUGACGACGAUGAUGACGUGGGGAAAGAAGUAAAUUCUACUUGAGCUUAUGUCAUCCGUGGCCAAAUAAGCAUUUACCUCCUGGUGGAUGUAAACUGUGCUGAGAACAACCAAAUUUGCCUUUGCAGACAAAGAGUUGCACUUCCCUGUGAAAUUCUAUCACCACUAAGCAGUUUGUCCACUAAUUUAUUAGGUGUCCUGCAUUCAAA
Messenger RNA from Acanthisitta chloris (rifleman), 871 nucleotides. It is a transcript of the gene NFU1, whose product is annotated as NFU1 iron-sulfur cluster scaffold. Lineage: Eukaryota; Metazoa; Chordata; Aves; Passeriformes; Acanthisittidae. The record is from RefSeq and is a predicted model, not a curated record. Gene Ontology annotation, cellular component: mitochondrion. Gene Ontology annotation, molecular function: iron ion binding; iron-sulfur cluster binding. Gene Ontology annotation, biological process: iron-sulfur cluster assembly. Bases 6 to 707 code for a protein of 233 amino acids. The transcript has 7 exons.